Messenger RNA from Sinocyclocheilus grahami, 2194 nucleotides. RefSeq names its product pleckstrin homology-like domain family B member 3. The coding region runs from base 228 to 1997 and encodes 589 amino acids. The transcript has 14 exons. NCBI's taxonomy places the organism in Eukaryota, Metazoa, Chordata, Actinopteri, Cypriniformes, Cyprinidae. The record is from RefSeq and is a predicted model, not a curated record.
UAAGCGUUUCUGUAACACAUUCUACCUGAGAAUUAAUGGCUGUUGUGUAACAUUUUCUGCUCAUUAAUCUAAGAAAGCAACAUCUAGAACACGUUAUACACUGUUUACCAGUCAGGACUUCACUUUUACCGUGUUCAGUGCAUGUUAGUGUGAGCAUCUGUCAUUUGAGCCUUGUUUGUUGUUGUAAUGUGCCAGCUUAACCAGUCUCCACUCCUGUGUAAUCAGACAUGCCCAGACACAAUAUGGAAACGCAGAAGAGUCAAUGGGACCCGGUCCGGAGAUCGCCGUGGAUCGUGAGAGUGGAGCAGAGCCCCGCCUCCUCGGGGGCGGAGUCAGACACCGAGGGCAGCAGCACAGAGAGCGAACAGCAUCGAGUCAAACAGGGAGGCGGAGUCUCGCUGACAUCACCGUCAAUGCUGCAGCAGCGAAUCACGGAGCUCGACCAGCAGAGGGAGGAGCUAAAGAUUGAGCUGCAGCUGGAGGUGGCGCUGCUGCGAGGGGAGCUGCAGGCUGAACAGGAGCGUCUGCGCAGACACACAGAGCAGCUGCAGGAGAAGCACAGGCAGCGCAAGAGCCAGCGCUUGGCCAGCAGACAGAAGGAGCGAGUGCAGCUGGAGGAGCAGCGUCUGAAGGUGGAGGAGGUGAAGAAGAGGUGUGAGGAGAUGGAGAAACAGAUUCCCUCGCAGCCAGAAGACCAGCGAGAGCAGAUGCUGCUUCAGCUGCAACAGGAGAAGGAUGCGCUGGAGGUCAAAGUGCGAGCAUUUGAAGACAUGGAGUUCCACAUUCUGGAGCUGGAGAGCGGAGUGGAAGACGAGCGAGACGGAGAGGACGGAGAAAGAGAAACGAUCAUCGGAAGAGAGAUAACCAGAGUACAGCACACACGCAACGCUUCUCAGGAACGAGUCCAGCAGCUGGAGAAGCAGCUGAAGGAAAUGGAAAAAGAAAAGGAUAAAGCGUUGAGUUCCCUCAGACAGGAGAGAAAGGAGCUGCUGCACAAGUCUCAGAGGGUUUUGAAAGAGAAGAAGCCGCUCACUGAUUGGUCCAACAUCACUGGCUCCUCCCCCUGCGUGAUGUCACUCAGUCCUCUAACCAUUCACAGAGCAGCACAGGAAUCACUGAAGGACUCGUCCAGUUUGCCCCGCAGACGCAGCUCUCACAGGAAGAACACAGACAGACCGCUCUCUGCACAAGUGUUGGUGCGAAUGACUCCAGACAGACAAACCUCGGAGGCUCCGUCGCCUCGCCUUCCUCACGACCACAGACUGAGUAAUGGACUGAGAUCAGUGCAGAGCGGCGGGAACGACUCGCACACACCGAGCAACAGCGCGAGCACCUCCCGCGCUCCCAGCCCGCAGAGCCUCCUGGAUUUAGUGGAGAUCGAGAGGAAACUCCGAGAGGCUAAAGCGGAGCGGGAACGUCUGCUGAAGGAGAGAGAGGAGAGACAGCGGCUGCUGGCAGAACAACACCGACAGAAAGAGCAGGAGUCUCUUAAAAUACAGACAGACGCAUCAAAACCAGACGAUGAUGAGGAGCGACUGCAGAUCAACUCGACACACAGAAACCUGGAGCAGGGCGUCCCGCUGUCUCUGACGGUGAACUUUGACCUGCGGGCUCACGUGGAGGCUCUGGGUCAUAACGUGUCGGGCUGUAUGGGGGUCAAUCUGUCUCCCCGGAGGUGCGGCGGCUUUCUGACCAAACGCGGAGGACGAGUGAAGACCUGGAGGAGGAGGUGGUUCAUCUUCGAUCUGGACCACCAGAGACUGGCCUACUACACCGAACUCAAUGAGAAGAAACUCAAAGGCGUGAUUUACUUCCAGGCCAUCAAGGAGGUUUAUUACGACCAUCUGCGAACAGCUACAUCAUCUCCGCGGCCGAGCCUCACCUUCUGCGUCAAAACCUAUGAGCGGCUCUUUUUCCUGGUGGCUCACAGCGCUGAAGCCAUGAGGAUCUGGAUGGACGUUAUAGUCACGGCCACAGACGAACACAGCAGAUACUGAGGAGCAGAGCACGCUGGGAUACACUGUGACUGACUGACAGUAGUUUGUGUUCUGCUGCCACCUGCUGUUACACUACCAGAAUACACCUCAGUGGCUUACACUUUAUUUAUUACGUUAUAUGUUCAUUUUUGUCAUAUUUUGCUAUUGAAAAGGGGGAAAGAAUCCUGCAAAGGGUUAAUAAAUAUUUACAUUCCAAA